Molecule: messenger RNA, 1522 nt
Organism: Lolium rigidum
Lineage: Eukaryota; Viridiplantae; Streptophyta; Magnoliopsida; Poales; Poaceae
Exons: 6
Coding region: 22-1251 (409 amino acids)
Source: RefSeq, a predicted model, not a curated record
UCAGCGCAGAGCUGGACAUGCAUGGAUCUGUAUGUAUUUGCAACGCCAUACAGGAUAGGAUGGGAUUACUACACUACGGCGCAUCAACACACCUUCGAGAUCAAAUCGUGGGAAGAUGCGGGAGAAAUGGAAUAUGUAAAGCAGCAUGGAAUCGCUAUUUUUCUCAUGCCGUCUGGUCUGCUUGGGACAUUGCUAUCCCUGGUCGAUGUCAUACCUCUGUUUUCCAAUACUGUCUGGGGACAGAACGCCAACUUGGCCUUUCUGCAGAAGCGCAUGGGAGCUUCGUUUGAGAAGCGUUCCCAGCCUUGGUCUGCUAACAUAAGGAAAGAUGAUGUGCACUCUGGUGAUUUCCUUGCUCUUUCCAAGAUUCGAGGACGGUGGGGUGGGUUUCAGACAUUGGAGAAAUGGGUGACCGGUGCAUUUGCUGGGCAUACCGCGGUUUGCUUGAAAGAUGAGAACGGCACUCUCUGGAUUGCAGAGUCAGGCUAUGAAAACAAAAAGGGUGAGGAAAUCAUUGCUGUAGUUCCAUGGGAUGAAUGGUGGGGAAUGGCCCUUAAAGAUGACUCAAAUCCUCAGGUUGCAUUGUUGCCGUUACACCCUGAUGUGCGGGCCAAGUUCAAUGAAAGUAGUGCAUGGGAAUUUGCUCGAGGCAUGUACGGAAAGCCAUAUGGCUAUCAUAAUAUGAUAUUCAGUUGGAUUGAUACAAUGUCGGAAAAUUACCCACCACCUCUUGAUGCUAACCUGGUAAUGGCUGCUAUGUCAAUGUGGAGCCGAUUACAACCACGCUAUGCUUCUAACAUGUGGAAUGAAGCCCUUAAUAAACGACUUGGGACUGAGCAACUGGAUCUUCACGGGAUCAUCACGGAGACAGAGAAACGGGGCAUGUCAUUCAACCAGCUGCUCACCAUACCAGAGCAAGACGAGUGGGAAUACAGCGAUGGCAAGUCGACAACCUGUGUCGCCUUCAUCCUCUCCAUGUACAAGGCGGCUGGUGUGUUCGCUCCCUUCACGGAGUCGAUCCAGGUCACAGAAUUCACUAUUCGGGACGCAUACAUGCUGAGGAUGUUUGAGGACAACCGGACGAGGCUGCCAGGGUGGUGCAACGGCGACGCGGACGGGCUCCCCUUUUGCCAGAUCCUCGGGGAGUACAAGAUGGAGCUCCCGGAGUACAACACCAUCGAGCCCUAUGCCAACAUGAACGAAAACUGUCCAUCCUCACCGCCGACAUACAACAGGCCGAUGCGAUGUUGAUUAAUCCUUAGUCGACCGCCUGAUGCUUUGAUAUGGAGCAUGCAUUACGUGAAUAGAUCACUUACCUUUUUCUGUUGUAGCCACAGACGCGAAGUGUACCCAAAGGAUCAUGUGAAUAAUCAACUCGCAAAAAUUGAAUGUGAAAAGGCUGACUGAAGCCUAGCUUUUGCAGUUUUUUGUCGCUGGGAAAAUCCCUUGCGUAUGUAGCCUUGUGUUUCGUUUUUUUUUUCAGUUGUUCCUACUGUAUAGCUAAACUCUGUAUAUCUUGUAC